GUGGGCUCCGAUAAAGGGCAAAAUGGUCCUUUUAUCUAACAUCUGAGCUGCAAAUAAUUAGUUUAUUCCAUGCAGUGUGUUGUAGACCAAGUUGCACUUUGGUGAUGUGGUGGAGACAAAAUCGACUUUGAUGGUGUGUUCCGCACAAAACUGCAUUUUGAUGGUGUGUUAUGGACAAAUUACCCUUUUUCAUCUGGCCAUGCUCCCGGAUUUGUCGUCACAGGCGGGGCGAGAAUCUUUUAAAGCAAUGGAUGGGCCAUUUGGCCACGGACGGACCCGGUCCACCAAACUCGGGGCUGCGACCUGGAUUUGGAAUUUUGGAUCGCUCGGUUGGACCGACUGGCUGGUGGGCGCCACCACUUGAGAAUCAUUAGGACAGCAGCGUAGCGGGGAGACAUACGGAGUAGGAGUCGAUGCUGCAUUGCUGCUGAUAGGCCACGGCGAGGAGCCCGGCAUUAACUCUGAUCAGCGUCACGUGCGCGCCACGUGCCGGGCACCCCCGGCGCGCUCUGUGGCGCAAGAGCGACCAGCAGCCAAAUUACAAACUUCAAAGGGACCGCAGGUUCGUGUCCGGUCACGUUACCGGUGAUCCUAGUGGCAAUUACCGUCGCUUCCCGCCCAAACGGCCGAACCGCUUUUCUCCUUUCUCAUUUUGCGGUGAACAGAGAUGGUUAUGCACUGUUUAUCUUUCACAACAAUUUUAUCCCGAGUCAGGGCUACCCGUCUUAAACAUAGUGCAUAUGACUAGAGUAAAAUCUUAAUUCUAACUAACACCAACUAUUUGGUCCAUACUUGUCGUUUUUGUGUUUCAUGUGCUUGCUUUCUAUAUCUUGUUACAUUAUCGUUGUACAUUUGUCAAAUAGACAACUCACUUCAAAGCAAGUUGAAUUGCAGCCGUGUAGCCCUAGAUUCAAACCGUCCAAUAGCUCACUAAAUUCCAAUAGCUUGUUUUUCACCUACUUUUAGAUGAGUAAGAACCAUUUUUGCUUUUAACUUGAUGAUGCUCGUCUUUUCUUCUAUCUUCAUCUUCCUUUUUUCUCUCUCUAUAUGGUAUAUUUAUCCUGUGCCAUCUACUCUCUUAUCUUGCCUUUAUCCUCACAUCUUUUAAUGGUAUCCAUGAUCUCCCACCCAACCGUUGAACUAUAAUCAUUUAUGUCUGUUCCUAUCUUAGCUCUUCAACAUCAGUUUUUUUUUUUUGAAAGUUUCUUCAACAUCAGUUGUCUUAAUGACAUUCCCGCUAUCUUGCCACGUUGACCUCGCUCACCAAAGUCUAUCCUAAACUUAACAUGAAUGGAAAACCUACGAAGGCAGAGAAUGACGGUUGACUGAAGCUUUACUCAAUUUCGGACGAUCUGAUUAGUAUCCUAGAUAUGCUAAAUCAUCACAAUCACAUCCAAAACAGUUGCUCAACGAACCAUUCGCAUCAAGACUCCGAGAGGCCGCGGUGAUCUCACCUGCGGUGGUCCAUAACCCCGGAAAACUUCAGAGCUUUUAGACCAAAAACACCAAAAAAGGCGGCACCCGGGGGCGCCUCGGAGGAAGACGACGACGACCCUCCAAAGCAAUCCCACGAGCUCCCCUCUCCGUCUCCAUCCCCACGAGCUCGUGCUCGCCUCCUCUCCCCCCAAAACCCUAGUCCCCAGCCCCAAUCCCGGCUCCGCUCCAGUCUCCACCGCCGCGCCGCGGCAAUGUCGUCGUCGAGGUCGACGCGCUCCAGUAUCUCCCCAUUCCGAUCCCGCCGCUCGGCACCGCCGGCGGCAGCGGCGGCGCCUCCUCCGCCGGCGAGGACCUCGUCGGGCGGCCGCCCGUCCACCCCCUCCUCUACCGCCUCCGCGCGGCCCACCACCCCGUCGUCGACCUCCGGCGGCCGACCCGCUACCCCUUCUGCCGCCUUCGCGCGCCCCACCACCCCGUCGUCCUCGGCCCGUCCCGCAACGCCGUCCUCUACAGCCUCCGCGCGGCCAACCACGCCAUCGUCGGUCUCCUCGCGCGCCGCGGGGAGGGCGCCGCUCGUGGACCCGGCCAAUGCCAAGGAGAACAUCAUGGUCACCGUCCGCUUCCGGCCCCUCAGUCCUAGAGAGAUGAACAAGGGGGACGAGGUGGCGUGGUACGCGGACGGUGACAAUAUGGUGCGCAACGAGUACAACCCCAGCAUUGCCUAUGCUUUCGAUAAAGUUUUUGGCCCUGCUACUACGACUCGGCAUGUAUAUGAUGUUGCCGCUCAGCAUGUUGUAAGUGGUGCCAUGCAAGGAAUCAAUGGCACUGUCUUUGCAUAUGGUGUAACUAGCAGUGGGAAAACUCACACCAUGCAUGGAGAACAGAAAUCACCUGGAAUCAUUCCAUUGGCCGUGAAGGAUGUAUUCAGCAUUAUUCAAGAUACACCUGGACGAGAGUUUCUUCUGCGUGUUUCGUAUCUUGAAAUUUACAACGAGGUUAUCAACGACUUACUUGAUCCAACAGGACAGAAUCUCAGAAUUCGAGAAGAUGCACAGGGAACUUAUGUGGAAGGGAUUAAAGAAGAGGUUGUUUUAUCACCUGCACAUGCACUCUCUCUAAUAGCAUCUGGAGAAGAGCACAGACAUGUUGGAUCAAACAACUUCAAUCUUGUCAGCAGUCGGAGUCACACUAUCUUCACUCUGACCAUCGAGAGUAGCCCUUCCAGUGAAAGUGACGCAGCAGAAGAAGUCAAGUUGUCUCAGUUGAACUUGAUUGACCUUGCUGGGUCUGAGAGUUCUAAGACUGAAACAACUGGUUUACGACGCAAAGAAGGUUCAUACAUAAACAAGAGUUUGCUCACCCUUGGAACUGUAAUUGCUAAACUUACCGAUGGUAAGGCCACUCAUAUUCCCUAUAGAGACUCAAAGCUCACACGCUUACUUCAGUCUUCUCUUAGUGGACACGGACGCAUAUCUCUUAUUUGCACAGUCACCCCUGCAUCCAGCAACAGUGAGGAGACACACAACACAUUAAAAUUUGCUCACAGGAGCAAGCAUGUUGAAAUAAAAGCUUCUCAAAAUAAGAUAAUAGAUGAGAAGUCCUUAAUUAAGAAGUAUCAAAAGGAGAUAUCCUGCCUGAAAGAAGAGCUACAGCAACUGAGACGUGGUAUGAUGGGCAAUGGGUGUAUUCUCCCUACGGAUCAAGAAGAUCUUGUUAAUCUAAAACUCCAGCUUGAAGCUGGGCAAGUCAAACUUCAAUCGAGGCUAGAACAGGAAGAGGAAGCAAAAGCAGCACUGAUGGGUAGAAUUCAGAGGCUAACAAAAUUAAUAUUGGUAUCAACCAAAAGUUCGAUAUCCUCAAAUGUUUCAGGAAAGACUAACUUCCGUCGGCGGCAUUCGUUUGGUGAAGAUGAGCUUGUGUAUUUGCCAGAUCGAAAGCGGGAAUACUUUGUAGAUGAUGAUGAUAUCAGCCUUGAUUCAGAGCUUUCGCUUGAAGGGAAACUUGAUGCGAACAAUCCUGAUGAGUCAGCCAGGUUUGAUAGAAGGCAUCGUAAACGUGGAAUGCUUGGUUGGUUCAAACUAAAGAAGUGUGACCAACUAUCGGGGUUAUCAUCCAGUGUGGAUGGCGAUAGCAAUGCUAGUGGCUCACCUUCCUGCCCUAAAUCAUCACAACAAAAAAACUUGCUGCUUGACCUGAAGGAUGGUCGAAGGAAAUCAAUGACCAGGAAAGGAGAUGACCCGACACUUGCUGAUUCUUUUCUUGAAAGGACUCAAGCUGGUGACUUAUUUAGUGCUGCGUCCAGAGCACGUCACCCUCUACCAAGUGGAACAACCAUUGUGGAUCAAAUAGAUCUUCUACAAGAGCAGGUCAAAAUGCUGGCUGGGGAAGUGGCACUUUGUACAAGCUCACUCAAAAGGCUGUCAGAGCAAGCAGCCAACAACCCUGAUGAUGUGCAAAUUCAGGAGCAAAUUGAGAAGUUGAAAGACGAAAUCACUGAAAAGAAGUCACAUAUACAUUUGCUAGAGCAGCGGAUGGUUCAAUCACUUGAAACUACAGAAGACCCAGCAAAUAAGAUAGAGUUGUCUCAGACUUUUUCAAAGUUGAGCACACAGUUGAGCGAGAAGACAUUUGAACUGGAGAUUAUGUCUGCGGAUAACAGAAUUCUCCAAGACCAGCUACAAGCUAAGGUAACAGAAAAUGCAGAACUCAGGGAAACAGUUGGACAAUUGAGGCAAGAAAUCAGUAGCUUGAAGGCUGCCAAAAGUGAGGAUAGUUUUGCCAGUGUGCAGUCUAGUGAACCAUCAACAGCGAGCACUGAUACUAGGGAUAACACAAAUGAACUCUCAAACCAUGCAAAUGUGUCCCCUAGAACAACUGAAGGAAACGAGUCAGGAUUAAUAUCUCAAGUGCUCAAGCAGGCUUCAGAAAUUGAAAGUUUGAAGCAAGAAAAUCUGAGGUUGGCAGAAGAGAAGGAUGGACUGGAAAUUCACAGUCAAAAGCUGGCUGAGGAAUCGUCCUAUGCUAAAGAAUUGGCAUCUGCUGCUGCAGUUGAACUAAAAAAAUUGGCAGAAGAAGUCACCAGGCUUUCUUAUGAAAAUGCAAAGCUGAGCGCAGACUUAGCUGCGGCAAAGGAGCAGAUUGCAUCAGUUUCAAGGAGCAACAUUCACAAUGACACAAAACGAUGUGAUCAAGAGAAUGGAAUUCUAGUGGAAGAGUUGCAGAAAGAGCUGGUUGCUAGUUGUCAGCGGGAGGCUGUAUUAGAGGACACACUAUCUCAAAAGGAUCGAAGAGAGAGUGAGCUUCUAAAGCUAAUUGACUAUGCAAAAUGCCGUGAGCAUGAGUUGGAAACCGAGCUGGCAAGUAUGUGGAUCCUUGUUUCAAAAAUAAAGAAAGAAAGCUCUCAAGAGGAUGUAUUUGAAUUCAAAGCAAAGCAAAACGGCGUCCACCCAUCUAAGUCUGAUAGUGGCAGACUGGCAAGUGAAAUGCAAUCUUCAGAUAAUGGGAGCUGGGAUGGCCUCAGUACCAUUGAAGAAGCGAGAGCUGCAUACAAUUUUGAAAGAAGGCGCUGCAAAGAAUUGGAAAGCAUUGUGUCCAGAUUGAAGGGCGAGGACCUCAGGGGCCUGGAUGUUAAAGUCCUUGAAGAGCUACAAAAUUUCCAUGUAGAAGCGCUGUCAAGGAUCUGCCAAGAAAAGAUGGCAAGUCAGGCGCUAUAGCAAAAACCUCCCUGAGAAGCCGCUUUCCUCAAUCCUCGUGGAGGCCACAGCUUGCAUGCCUGCUGAUGUCCCCCCCAUGCCCCUGCGCUCUAAUGUUUCCAUCAACAGUGGGACACCGUUGCUGCCAUAACCGAAGCAACCCUGGUUAACCCGCAUUUGGAGACGGAUCGUCUGCGUCUGAUCGGCAGAAAAAAAAGAAGCGACAUGUGGUUAGACUGCAGGCGCUGAUGCUCACUAGUGCUCACUAGUUACUAGUUAGCAUGCAGAUUUCUCCUGUACAGCUUAUUGGAUCAGAAAGAUGCUAGUAACAUUAGGCUAUUUCCAGCAGGUUAACGGAUGCGGAUGCGUAUUCUCCGCCAUAUGCGAAUCGUUCUUGCAACACAAAAAGAAGUCAUAUCCAGCAGCUCGCGUACCUGAAUGCGCAUCUGAAUAGAAAAUAUCUAUGGGUCCUACCUCA
Molecule: messenger RNA, 5607 nt
Organism: Panicum virgatum (switchgrass)
Lineage: Eukaryota; Viridiplantae; Streptophyta; Magnoliopsida; Poales; Poaceae
Product: kinesin-like protein KIN-7E, chloroplastic
Exons: 25
Coding region: 1689-5150 (1153 amino acids)
Biological process (GO): microtubule-based movement
Molecular function (GO): microtubule motor activity; microtubule binding; ATP binding
Source: RefSeq, a predicted model, not a curated record